Molecule: messenger RNA, 1337 nt
Organism: Sapajus apella (tufted capuchin)
Lineage: Eukaryota; Metazoa; Chordata; Mammalia; Primates; Cebidae
Gene: FBXO48
Product: F-box protein 48
Exons: 4
Coding region: 644-1111 (155 amino acids)
Biological process (GO): SCF-dependent proteasomal ubiquitin-dependent protein catabolic process
Cellular component (GO): SCF ubiquitin ligase complex
Molecular function (GO): protein binding
Source: RefSeq, a predicted model, not a curated record
UCCAUUGGCUUAGGUGGCUUAGUUGUCUACGCGCUUAGGUGUCUACGCCUUGGCUUAGGUGUCUACAUGCUUGGGGGCGCGGCCCCGACGCAAGCUGAGCCUCCCCUCCGCAGCCUGGAGCCGCGGUGACAGCGCUGACGGUUGUUGUUUUUCACUUGUCUGUGUCCCGUGUUCUUGGGCUCCAGCAGCUGCAGCCCGCGCGGGACACAAGGAGGGUGGCCCAGAUGGGACGUGGGGUGAUUAGCCCUGACCCACGGGAUCUGGACGAAGUGUGGCUCCCAGCUCCUCCGACUGCGCUGCCUCCGAUCCAUCCCGCCAAGUGACAGUUUGCUUUCUUCCUUCCCCAAACCCUCAAGAAGAAGACCUCUGUUGAACACAGACUACAGUUCCAGCCACCACAGCUAAUCUGGAUCAUAAAUCAACCUCAUGAAUGGGAGCCACCAUGGUCUUGACAAGUCCAGAAACAUAUAGCUGAGUAGUUCAUCUACAAAAGAGAUUUGUGUUUUAUUGAGUUAAAAGAAGUAUUUAGCUCUAUCUCAAACCCCUCCUCUUGCACAACCAACCCCCAUUAUAAAAGGAAGUGCAAAAUGGAAUAAAUUGAUUUUAAGUUACAUGUGAGGAUAAUUUACUAAAACAUUAAGCUAUGCAGAAAAACUCCAAGAGAAGCAAUAAUUCAAGAGUUUCUCACACAGACACGAACUCUGUGGAUGCUAAGAAGGAAAAACAUGAGAGUCAAAACAACUUUGUUGACCUGCUGCCUGAAGAAAUCAGUUUAAAAAUUUUCAGUCAGCUGGACAUACGGAGUUUGUGCAGGGCUUCCUUGACAUGCAGGAGCUGGAAUGACACAGUAAGAAACAAUGACUCUUUAUGGAAACCUCACUGCAUGACUCUAAGAGCUGUGUGCCGAAGAGAAAUAGAUGAUGAUUUAGAAAGUGGUUAUUCUUGGAGGGUAAUACUCCUGAGGAAUUACCAGAAGAGUAAAGUGAAACACGAAUGGCUAAGUGGCAGAUAUAGCAACAUUUGUUCUUCCAUUAGCCUACCAGAAAAAAUCAUGUACCCAAUGGAUGCAGAUACAUGGGGGGAAAUUCUAGAAGCAGAACUGGAAAGAUAAGGGGGAAAAAUUCACAAACAGAUCUCAGGUCUUUGAGAGUUUAAAACUCAAAUGACUCUUAGGUUGCAAAAGGAAUAUCUUUAUUUGUUCAUUUUGUUGUUGUUCACCUUUUUAAAAGAAAAGAAAAUAGAAAAUAUUAUAAAAGUAAAGCUUUAUUUUUGUUUUGCACUUUAGUAAAAAAUAUUUUUCUGGUUUUAUUGUAAUGUGGAAAAAUCAUGCAAUGUUA